AUGGCUGCAAAAGCUGGCAUUUCCGUUGAUUCCGAAACCAUGCGCUCUAAGCAGUCUUUGAAUGCUCCAUCCACGAACGAUGUCCAGCUAGGAUACUCUACACUCUACCAUAAGGAUGGAAAGUUCCGCAAUUGGUUGAAAGACUUGUCCAUUGAAACUGGUGGGAUCGAAAGAGUGACGAAUGAAGAGCGCGCAAGCAACACGUCGAAGGUGUGGAAUGCGUGCACGUUCUGGUUGAGCGCCAAUAUGGCUGUGGCGACGCUGAACACAGGUAUCGUUAGCGGAAGCUUCGGUCUCGCCUUCUGGGAUUGCUUCGCGAUCAUCUUGCUUGUCAACCUAACGGCUUGUAUGCUGCCUGCAUGGACCGCAACUUUCGGUCUCACGGGACUUCGCAUGACCACAUUCAGCCGCUACUCCUUUGGGUACUGGGGCAACCUGCUCGUGGUGGUAUUUUCCAUGGUCAGUACGACAGGUUGGAAUGCCAUCAACUCGAUAUCUGGGGCUUCCGUCUUGUAUGCGCUUUCGGAUGGCAAGUGUCCACAGUGGGCUGGUGUGAUUAUCAUCUGCACCAUUGUAUGGAUCAUCUGCGUACUCGGGAUUACCUGGAUUCACAGGCUUGACGCUUUCCUUUGGAUCCCACCAUUCAUUGUGUGGUGUGUUGCAGCAGGGACCGGGGCCAAGCACCUCGAUGGCAAUGCGAUCAAAACUCCUACUGGUAGCAACGGAGCUGCAGCAGCUUUCUCGACUAUCGCUGUUAUUUUCUCCUUCGCCGUGUCUUGGAUCAACUGCGCAGCCGACUAUAACGUCAAGAUGCCCGUCAACACACCUCGGUGGAAGAUCUUCAUUGCAACUUAUAUCGGAAUCACUGUGCCGACUGUGCUUGUUCAGACGCUUGGCGCGGCACUGUUCACCGGGACAGCAGUCAACCCCGCCUGGAAAGUUGCCUACCACGAAGCUGGUGUUGGCGGUCCACUAAAGCUGGCACUCCUUCCAGCAGGAGGCUUCGGCAAAUUCUUGCUUGUCAUCGCAGCACUGAGCUCCAUACCCAACAACAUCCCCAACAACUAUUCCUUCGCACUACACGCCCAGAACUUCGGACCUUGGGCGCUCCGAGUCCCGCGCAUCGCCUUCGUUACCUUCGGUUUCGUAGCCGCCGUCACAGUCGGCUGCUGCGCCGCAGCGUUCUUCACAGACACGCUACAGACCUUCCUAUCGAUCAUAGGCUACUGGACGAUAAUCCACCUCGUAGUCAUCGUCGAAGAACACGUUAUCUUCCGGCGCUCGCGGUGGUCAAACUAUGACUGGGAUGCAUGGGCUAGCCGAGACCUGCUGCCGUUUGGAUGGGGAGCAAUCGCAGCUUUUGCGUUCGGGUUUGCGGGAGCUGCAUUGGGUAUGAAGGUUUCUUGGUAUACGGGUCCGAUUGCUGGUACGAUAGGCGCAAAGGGUGGGAAUGUGGGGCAUGAGCUGACGGCGUUGUUGUGUGGGGUGUCAUUUCCUGUCUUCAGGUGGUUGGAGAAGAGGUACACUGGGAGGUAG
Didymosphaeria variabile is the source of this 1536-nucleotide messenger RNA. RefSeq lists its product as uncharacterized. Gene Ontology annotation, molecular function: transmembrane transporter activity. Bases 1 to 1536 code for a protein of 511 amino acids. Gene Ontology annotation, cellular component: plasma membrane. Gene Ontology annotation, biological process: transmembrane transport. The transcript is spliced from 3 exons. The record is from RefSeq and is a predicted model, not a curated record. Lineage: Eukaryota; Fungi; Ascomycota; Dothideomycetes; Pleosporales; Didymosphaeriaceae.